Molecule: messenger RNA, 798 nt
Organism: Plasmodium cynomolgi strain B
Lineage: Eukaryota; Apicomplexa; Aconoidasida; Haemosporida; Plasmodiidae
Exons: 2
Coding region: 1-798 (265 amino acids)
Source: RefSeq, a predicted model, not a curated record
AUGAACCCCGACUUGGGAACACCCCUCAAGUUCACACAAGGAAUAGAAAAUGGGGCCAUCGAAAUGGGAAACCCAAACCUCGCAGUCAGCAAAAUAAAAAAUCAUAUAAAGAGGUAUCUCGAAUUAGAUAAAAAAUUUUAUGAACUGUUCAUAAGGGUGGUGGAAAUUUCAGAAAAUCUGCGUAACAAUUUUAAGGCAACUUUUAAGGAAGUGAAAAAAGAUGUGACCGAUUAUUUAUUGAAUGACGAGGAGUUUUUAAAAAAAAAAAAGGACGAAAAUUGGCUAAAGGAAAAACUAAGUGCUGUUGAGCAGGUGAUAAGGGAGUUGUCCACAGUGGUGCUACACGUUGGCCAGAAUUGCAAAAAUCUGAGGGAGUUGUUUUUGUGUUUGUACAUGUUCGUAUUUGAGUCUCCCUCUGAUGGGGUGCCUGUGGAGGGGUCCCUCAGUGAUCACGUCAACAAAAUAAGUGAACACGAGUUUGAAGUGGCCCGCACAAAGGGAAUAUUCGUAUCUGAUUUUUACACCAGUGGGGAGAUUAACAAAAUGGUAAGGAGGUGCCUCAUGUUGUGUUCCCAACCCUCGGUGUCUUCUCACCACUUAACAAAACAAAUAAAAAUUUUUUUUUUAUUGACAGCUGUAAUGUUUUACAUGGAGAAGGACAUAAAAUUACGAAUUAAAAUUUAUAAUUUAAUCUCAAGUGAAAUACAUGUAAACAUUUUGAAUAUAAAAAAAUGUUCCAUAAUACUUAUGCACAAUCCGUAUUUAAAUAAAACAAAACGGCUAUCAAAUAUGUUUUAA